Molecule: messenger RNA, 1674 nt
Organism: Candidula unifasciata
Lineage: Eukaryota; Metazoa; Mollusca; Gastropoda; Stylommatophora; Geomitridae
Source: the annotation of a GenBank genome assembly
AUGGCAGACUCCGCUGGGAUGGGCAUCAGUCAUCCUAGUGCAAAACUUCUCUCCCUUAGCAGUCCUUUGAUAACUUGGAUAUUUCAGUUGCUAGAAGAUGAAAGGACAUCUCAGCAACUAGAAAUGAAAGCAGAAACUUCCAAGAAUCAGACUGUGAAGUAUUUAUAUGAGACUGUGGCAAAAUUGAUAAAGUCAGCAGAAGUUCCAAGUUUAGUAGCAGAAGUUAAAGCUUUAUUUGAAGCAAGCAAUCGACAGAGUGAGUGCAUUUUAAAUUUGCCUAUGGAAGACACAUGCUGGUGCAUUGGUGAUUGGGAAUACUCACAGCAUCAAGAUGAAAGAACUAUGCGAUUUGUGGGAAUUCUAGAUCUGACCACCUCACAACAAGUGACACAGAUGACCAGCCUUAUAUACAAAUCUGAUAUGUCCUACAAAGAUCAAGCCAUGCAGUUAUUGUAUUAUGCCUGUUUAAAUCCUGUGAAAAAGUGCCCAAGACGUCCACAUUAUGUGAAACUAUUGAAUACACCAGAAGCCAGAAAUGUAACACUGGAUCUGACCAGCCUUGGGGUUAACUUUCUUGAUUCAAAUAUGGAAAUGGAUGGUGAUCUGAACAAACCAGCUGAAGAAAGUUCUGUUUGGUUUCGCAGGUGUUUCAGCUGUGGCAUUCGAGGAACACCAGACAUGUUUACACCAUGCUCUGAGUGCAGUGCAGUAAUGUACUGUGAUCGUGAGUGCCAGGUAAACUCCUGGAAACAGCGGCACAAAAAAUGGUGUAAAAAGUUCAAGCAAUUCAUGAAAAUGGAACAUCAGCUUGCAGAGUUUCCUUUUACAUUUUCUAAAACUUCUACAAGUCUGAACUUUACCAGAGAAAAGUUGAAAUGUUUCUUAGAAGAAAAUGAUGUGUACAAUAAAGGCUUGUGGAGACGUGAAUGUCCAUCGUAUAGAGGAACCAAGGCUGAUAUUCCAUUUGACCUUUGGAGAGCUGGAAAUUAUUAUAACUACAGGGGUUUCUGGUUAGAUUCCCCCAUUGCAGGACUGCUCCAUUACCCUUUGACUUUGUAUUGGAUUAUUGUGAGCUGGCUGCCUGAGCAUUAUGUAGACGUAUUCAAGAAGAUGAAAACAUCUGGCUGUCUUCAAGUGCAUAUUAUAGGAGCUGAAAGGGAAGCUGAAAUGUUUGAUCCUUUUCUGGAGUGUGCUCGAUUACUGGCGCCCAUUCAUCUGCACUUACAUUUGUUUGGCAAUGAAUUGUCCAAACAUAUCCACAACAAUUGCCAGACCAAAGAGAAUCUGACAUUCCAAGUCCAUUGCAGCCUUUACCAUGAAUAUCAGCUGUUGGAGCUGCCAGCUCCUGAUCUGGCCGUAGGUUUCAAUGCUGGACUCAGUGCUUACAGCACAUUCAUACAGACUGUCAAGUUACUGCUUGAAGAGAGGACUGCUUUCUUCUGUACAGACUACUGCUACUACAGUGUUGUUCAUUCUCAGAGAGCACUCUCUAACAGCCAUAUAGGCAGAAUGCUCCAUCCAGUCAUCAAUCCUUUCCGCAGUCCUUUUCGCCUGCCAGCAGAAGAGGUCAACUUUCCUCGCUACAGUAAUGCUUUCAUAUUCUGCCUGAAACCUUACGAUGAUAAUGUUAAAGAACCAAAUACAUGGGAAGGUAUUGUCAGUAAUAUCGUGUGA